GAUCACUAGUAAAGAAUUAAUAGAGUAGAGAGACAAGUUUGAAAACUAGAAGAUUUCAGGAAUUCGUUUUUUAAUGGGGAACAGUUCUGAGGCCAAAGUCAAUGAAUUUUUAGGGAAAACUGGAUUAAAAGGAUGGUCUCAAAGGGCAUAGUGAUAGGCAUUGAUGCCAGCAAAACCCAUUAAAAAAGUCUUAACAGCAGAACCCAAAAUGCUCAGAAAAGCCCUCUCAUGUGACUAUGCUUCCCCUAAAAAGUCGGUGGAAAAGAAUUUUUCAACCUUACAAAACGUAGUGAUCUAAUAAUAGGAAGUGGGUGGGUCAGUCAUGCUGACCCGGCCUUCUCUCAAAACUGCAAACUAGUCACUGAAGACCCUUUCAUUCUAACUACUCUCCUCUUCUCUCUUGAAAGAUUAGAUUUGGCCCUCUUUGCUCCGCCACAGAUUUACAGGUCCAAUUGAAAUUAGGCUUAUUGAUGAAAUGUUAGAAUAAUCUAUUGCAGCCCUAUUCAGCAAAAAUGUGUGUGCGCAUCGGUUGUUUCAACAAGAAUGCCAGAUGAUUAUAGUGACUUGGACACCAGAGAGGGUAUCAUUCGAAUUCCAGUGCUGCUAAUUCAUUAUUACAAGGAGCAGUCCGUUUGGGAUCAGCAUCUGUGUCAUUGUGGCAAGUGGCAAGGGUGUGGGCUCAUCUGGUAAUAGUGGAAAAGGGAAGAGCCGCCAAAGUGCCAACAAAAUUGUUCAUGGAUUCAGUCUAGUGAAAGGCAAGUCAAGUCACCCUAUGGAGGAUUAUCAUGCAGCUGAGUUCAAAAAAACAAAAGGCCAUGAGUUGGGAUUGUUUGCUAUUUUUGAUGGUCAUUUAGGCAGCGAUGUGGCUUCAUACUUGCAGAAGAAUUUGUUUCACAACAUUUUAAGUGAGGAAGAAUUUUGGUUUCACCCUACUAGGGCAAUUACUAAAGCUUAUGAGAAAACAGACAAGGCUAUUCUUAGAGAGACACCAGGCUUGGGUCAAGGGGGCUCCACUGCUGUUACAGCCAUCCUAAUAGAUGGUAGAAAACUCUUUGUGGCAAAUGUUGGCGACUCUAGAGCAGUUUUGUGUCGGAAUGGAAAAGCUUCUCAGCUCUCAAUCGAUCAUGAGCCAGGCACCAGUGCAGAGCGGGGCAGUAUUGAGAAUAAAGGAGGCUUUGUGUCAAAUAUGCCAGGAGAUGUUCCUAGAGUGGAUGGACAACUAGCUGUUUCUCGAGCAUUUGGAGACAAGAGCCUCAAAUCCCAUUUACGGUCAGACCCUGAUGUCAGAGAGAUUGACAUUGAUCAAGGAACUGAGUUUUUGAUUCUUGCCAGUGAUGGUUUGUGGAAGGUAAUGAAAAAUCAAGAGGCAGUUGAUUUUGUCAAGAAAAUCAGGGAUCCACAAGUUGCAGCAAAGCGUUUGACGAGUGAAGCGGUGAAUCGUGAAAGCAAGGAUGAUAUAUCUUGCAUUGUAGUUCGUUUCAAUCAACUCCAUUGAAGCAGGACUCGUAUGCAAGCAUUUUUAUAAUCGUCAAAUCCAGCAUACAAAUGUUCUGGUUUUACUCAGAAAUGCUCACUCUCUGUCUUAAAGGUUUUGAGGGUGCCCUUCUAUAGGACCCAUGAUAAUGCACAUCAAGCCUUUCUUAUUGAAUCAGUACAUAUAAAGAGCCGGUUCUUCAUUGUGAUCAACAGUUCACAUGUACUCAAAAUUUCUGUACAAAUUUGGUAUUGUGCAUUGUAACAGUAGCUUGAGAAAUUGAAGAAAUUAUUUGUAUUGUAGAAAUCAUGGGAAUCUAGACCAUAUGAUUCGCAAUCCCUGAAACGGUAGGCGAAUUGUUCACCUGUAAGAGAUGCAAAGUAAUUUGGAUUGCACAUAUUCAUCCGUCAAAUGGAGCUUCUAAUAGUGGAUUAUAUUUCUGGAUGCUCUCUCAACCAAGAUAGUGUUUGUAUACUUCAUUAACUGGUGAUACUUAGCUAUUUGAUGUGCCUCAAUUCAUCGUUGCUGCCAGUGUUGACCAAAUGUGGAGGUCAAAAUUUCACACGGUUACAUAUUGGUUUGAAACUCCACAGGAGUGAUCUUUUUUUGUCUAUCCUCUUAUUCAACUAUGAAAAGAAAAUGUUGUGGCUGAUAGUAUAGGUAGUUUGACAUCUUUGCUUAA
Messenger RNA from Cryptomeria japonica (Japanese cedar), 2156 nucleotides. RefSeq names its product probable protein phosphatase 2C 41. Bases 773 to 1495 code for a protein of 240 amino acids. The transcript has 7 exons. The record is from RefSeq and is a predicted model, not a curated record. Lineage: Eukaryota; Viridiplantae; Streptophyta; Pinopsida; Cupressales; Cupressaceae. Gene Ontology annotation, molecular function: protein serine/threonine phosphatase activity. Gene Ontology annotation, biological process: protein dephosphorylation. Gene Ontology annotation, cellular component: cytosol; nucleus.